ACUUGGAAACUUUGACUAGAAAAAAAAGAAAAAAAAGAGAGAGGCAGCCUCGCGGAAAGAUGAAGAAGUGAAAUUGAAAAUUGAAGUUGGCUGGGUCGCUGGCUACUCUGCUCAAGAGCGGGAAGCUCGUGUUUGUUGAGCGAAAAGGGUAGAAUCUCCUCCUUCUGGUUUUCUUGGAAUCGGCAAUAUGGGAAGGAAAGUUAAGAGAGGCAGGGAGGAAUUGCUGUUGUCCUGGAGCUUUCCUCCCCAGGGCUGGUACAAGCUCAACGUGGACGGGAGUCGGCGUAACAAAUCUGGGUGCAUUGGAGGAGGAGGUGUUAUUCGGAACGAAAACGGAGAAUGGGUAGCUGGAUUUGCAGCCAAUUUGGGAACAGGCAAAGUUAUUGAGGCAGAGCUUAAGGCCUUGCUCAAAGGCUUGGAACUUGCAUCCAAUUCUGGGUGGUCACUUCUUGAGGUAGAAACUGACUCCAAGUUGGCUGUAAAUCUUUUAUUGAAUGUAGGCGAAUUGUACCAGGAUCACCAUCUGAUUCAAUUGAUUAAGAGCUGCAAUGAUCUGUUUAACCAAAACUUGAGAUGGACACUGAGUCAUGUGUAUAGACAGCAGAACUGUGUAGCUGAUUGUCUAGCUGGUUUGGGGCCUACUUUGGAGGAAGGAGUUACUACUUAUUAUGAUGCACCCCCUACUCCCUGUGAACCGAUUUUAGUUGAGGAUCUGUCUAUGGUAGCUCGAACCAGGUUGAUUUCUCUUCGUAAAUUGAAGAAUCAGAAUGCUGGUAUAUUUAUUCCAAGGUCGUAUAGAUUGAAGAAACAUUAUGUUCGUAGCAUGAAGAAGGUGAAAGUCGAGGAAGGGGAUGAUCUUGCACCUGUGACAUUCACAUGGAAAAUUGAAAACUUCUCUAAGUUGGAUACCGCCUUCAAGCAUUACUCUGAUAUUUUCGUCACCGGAAAUUCUAACUGGCGGAUCCUUCUGUAUCUGAAGGGGAAUGUUGUUGACUACUUGUCACCAUAUUUGGAUGUCCCGGAUGCUUCAGAAUUGCCUCAGGGUUGGUCUAGAUGUGCACAUUUCAGCUUGUCUGUGGUUAAUCAACUUCAACCCAGCGAAUCAAUAACAAAGGAUGCUGUACAUGUGUUCAAUGCUUGUGACAGUGACUGUGGCUUCAAAUUUUUAGUUCCUCUCAGUUGGCUUUCUGACCAUGGUAAUGAGUAUCUGGUAAAUGAUACAUGUAUCCUUGAAGCCAAGGUCAUACUUGAUAAGGGUAAAGCUAAGAUUUUAGAAGAUAAAAGAACUGUUGGUUCUGCACCCGUGCAACCCUCAGAAGAGGAACUUAAGGAGCAGGGACCUGAUAUGGAUUCUGUAAAAGCUCCAGAUUUUUUGACUACAUGCAAGGAACUGAAUUGCAAACAGAUGCCUGCCUACCAGGAUGCACCAAGUUUGGAAAGAAAUUGCACCGAGCCUACUAGCCCUUCAUCGGUUCAGGAUGUACAUCAGGAAGACAGGAACUGAGACCUUCAGAUGUGGAUCUGUAAAGCCUCCAGACCCUUUGGCAGGAUGCAAGGUACAGAGUUGUUAAAAGGUGCCUGCUUACUGGGAUGCAUUAAGUUUUUGAUGUGGAUAUACAUAAGGAGCACCUUCUUCUGUAAGAGCUCCAGAUUUUUUGACAUCAUGGAAGAGUGGUCAACAGGUGCAUGCCUAGAAGGACAACCUGCUGUUUGAACAACUUCACAUUGAGCCUACUGACCCCACCUCAGUCAAGAAACACAAGGAUGUGACGCUGUCAGCUCACAGAUUUUUGGGGUUUGGAGGAAAAUAAAGAAAACUCUCUUUUCACUCCUAAAUAUAGUUUCUUGGUGGCAUCAUUCUCGAAUUCAAAAUCAAUAGAAGAGAAGUUGCAUGGUUACGAAUGGGCAGUCAUUGCUUUGGCUCGAUUUUGAAGACCACAAAAGUCGAGGAUAUGACAGAAUGACAGAUGAUGCCUGCGAACACCUAACUUUCAUGGGAGGAGCUUAAGAUCUUUGGAUUUGAAUUGGUUUGGUUGGAGCCCUGGUGCUUUGGGUAUGAAGAAGUUUGUGGAAGAAGUGUAGAGACUAAAGGCCAAGGUAACUCCUGCAAAGGUGGAUCUUGUGGUAGCAAGAAUAGAUUUGGACAGCAAGGAUAUGAACAAUGAACUAGGCUACCUGAGGAGUUGGCCUUUAUUCACAUGCUGAUGAUUGCAAUCAGUGUUUUAGUUGUUCUAAAACAUGCUUAUGUAAUUGUUUAUGUAUAUGCAUGGGAAAGUUUGUAUUCUUCAUAGAUCAGUUAGAAAUUAUCAGCCUGAGAGAUUUACGUUGGCAUAUAAGUUUUAUUUCGGUUUACAAGGCCUAAAGAAAAAGCAAUGCUCCGUUGAUAUUUCUAGUUGGCAUUGCCCUUCCUCUCUCUACCUCAGCUGCUCUCUGUUUUGAUCAGUUUGGUGAAGGUUGUGCAAGGGCUUUGAUCCACCUCCUCAUUGUACCCCUUUGCUAGCUGAGGAUCAGAGUGGGUUUGCUCGACCUUGGUUAAUUACUCCAAGAGUCAUGCAAAUACAGGUUUGUUUUGGCACCCCCCACUCCCUGUGAACCGCGUUUAGUUGAGGAUCAAUCUAUGGUUGCUCCAACCAGGUUGAUUUCUGUUUGUAAAUUGAAGAAUCAGAAUGCUAGUAUAUUGAUUCCAAAGUUGUAUAGAUUGAAGAAUCGUUAUGUUCGUAGCAUGAAGAAGGUGAAAGUUGAGGAAGGGGAUGAUCUUCCACCUGUGACAUUCACAUAGAAAGCUGACAACUUCUCUAUAUUGGAUACCGCAUUCAAGCAUUACUCUGAUGUUUUCGUUGUUGCAAUUCUAAAUGGUAAUUUGAGCAUCUACUACUAGUGACACGCUUUAAAGUUAUAUACUUUCUGAUAUAUAUUAUGGUUUUGGACUUGACUAGUUUGGUUAGGCGGAUCCUUCUGUAUCUGAAGUGGAAUGUUAUUGAUUGCUUGUCACCAUAUCUGGAUGUCCCGGAUGCUUCAAAAUUGCCUCUGGCGUGGUCUAGAUGCACAAUUUAGCUUGACUGUGGUUAAUCAACUUCAACCCAGCGAAUCAAUAACAAAGAGUACUUUGUUUUCCAUUUUUCCAUGGCACAUUUAUGGUUUCUCCAGUCAUUAUGUGGAAAAUAGUCUAAUUUAUUAAAUGGAACCAGUGAUUCUUGCAUA
Molecule: messenger RNA, 3201 nt
Organism: Rosa chinensis
Lineage: Eukaryota; Viridiplantae; Streptophyta; Magnoliopsida; Rosales; Rosaceae
Exons: 4
Coding region: 188-1504 (438 amino acids)
Molecular function (GO): nucleic acid binding; RNA-DNA hybrid ribonuclease activity; protein binding
Source: RefSeq, a predicted model, not a curated record